Messenger RNA from Epithele typhae, 1041 nucleotides. RefSeq lists its product as uncharacterized. Lineage: Eukaryota; Fungi; Basidiomycota; Agaricomycetes; Polyporales; Epitheliaceae. The transcript is spliced from 9 exons. Bases 1 to 1041 code for a protein of 346 amino acids. The record is from RefSeq and is a predicted model, not a curated record.
AUGGCUGCGCCCCGCCUGCCCGCGGCCCUGCGUCCCCCUCCCCCACACCCGCUCCCAAGGUCCUGCUCUCCUCGCUCGCCCUGGACGGCGCGGAUGCGGCCAUCGGUGCAGGAUGCCGUCAACUCGCGCGACUUGAGCUACAGCGAGGUGGCCUGCGUCGCGAUCCUGACCUGGGACGUGCUGAUUAUGUUCUCCGAGGAGUGCGCACAGGUGGAGCACAUCUGGAAGCGGACAUGGGCGCCUGGAAAGGUCUUGUACCUCAUCGCGCGAUACCUCCCUUGGCUGGUUCAACUCGCACUCCUUGCCAUCAACGUUAACGGCACCACCGGACUUUUCUUCACGCCCGCCCAAUGCGGCCAGUGGCAGAUCGUCCAGGGCGUCCUCCUCCAGCUCAUCGUCACCACCGUCGAUGUCAUUCUUAUCACACGCGUCUUGGCGCUAUACAACAGGAACCGCAUUUUGGUUUACUCGCUCGGCGCGCUCUUCUUGGCCGAGCUCGCGUCGCUCUGCUACAUCCUCGCAGUAGUGACCCCACGGCUAACGUACAACGACGAGUGCUACGUCACCUCCAGCCCGCCCAUCUUCCAGUACUUCUGGAUCAUCUCGCUCGCGUUCGAGACUGUCCUCUUCGUGCUCACCAUCGGAAAGUUCAUCGACGCCGUCCGCCAAGGCUGGGGCAAAGGCCCCGUCAUGCAACAAUGGCUUCUUGUUGUCCUCUCCUUCGCUGGAUCGCGCCUCAUCCUCAACCCCCGCCGCGCGUCGACGAUCCACUCCUCCUCGGGCGACAUCACCCGCAGCCAGCUCGACAUCGAGCUCUCGCGCCUCUCGCGCCUCUCCGCGCCGCCCCGGCCGCGCCGCGCGCACGGCAUCGCCGUCACGAUCGAGCGCACGACGACGACGGACAACUUGGAGGCGCACAUCAGCCUCGACUGCGUUCCAGACUCUCCGUGGAGCGCGACGAAGGGCGGGGAGAGCGACGUCGGUGCGUCUCCGAGCUCGCCCGCGUGGCACGAGCGGGAGCGGAUGGGGUUCGGGGUGUAG